Molecule: messenger RNA, 906 nt
Organism: Miscanthus lutarioriparius
Lineage: Eukaryota; Viridiplantae; Streptophyta; Magnoliopsida; Poales; Poaceae
Source: the annotation of a GenBank genome assembly
AUGUCCUUUGGCCGACAAGAGUAUUUCUAUAAUCAUGAGAAUUUUUUUUUUGUGUCAGCAUGGUCUAUAAUUGACCUGCUUUGGACACAAGAUUUAGGGCUACCAUCUUUGAGGGACUUCCCUGUUAAUGACGUUGAUGCCACAGCGAUUGGUUUUCGCCUACUUCGAUUGCAUGGCUUCCAUGUCUCCCCAUGUGACAGUGACGGACCAGUGUUGCCUAGACUUCCCACUACUUAUAUCCUUGCAUCCCUAGGACAUAUUAGUAUAUUACUCGAUCAUAUUGAUCAUAUUCUUGAAACUCCUAAGGAAGAAAUGGUUUCCCUAGAAAUUUUCGGUGGAGCAGUCAAGAAGUACCCCACGAACAGGAUGCUCGGCCGAUGGCAAGUUACAGAUGGCAAGGCCGGUGAGUAUGUGUGGCAAACGUACGAGGAAGUGUACCAAAAGGUCAUGAGGAUUGGAUCAGCCAUCAGAAGCUUGGGCGUAGAGCCGAUACUAGCAGUAGUCCCUAAGUGCACAGCCCAUCUUAGAGCCAUUGUUAGUUUCGGAGAUUUUACAAGCGAGAUGAAAACUGAAGCUGAGAAAUUUGGUAUAAACAUGAAAAUACAGAUAAAGGAAGGGCUUGGAGGGCGUAUACGCCUCAUGAUAGCAGGAGCAGCACCUUUGCCAGGGCAAAUCGAAGAGUUCAUGCGGGUAACCAGCUGCAGCAUUGUAGUACAAGGAUAUGGGCUCACUGAGAGUUGUGCAGGAUGCUUCACAUCAAUCGCCAAUGUUUUCUCAAUGAUUGGUACAGUUGGCCCUCCGGUCACAACAAUCGAAGCACGACUGGAGUCUGUCCCUGAAAUGGGCUACGAUGCACUGUCAGACAUGCCGCUUUUGUGCCCAAGUCCUGAUCUAUUGAUCUCUUAG